GCUAAAUGUCAAUUUUCUCAUGCUAGAGAGCCGAGAGGACCAAUCAUCAACAGAACUUGGCCCGGCCCGGACCAACUAUAAACUAGGCCCGGCCCGGCCCGGCCCAACUAUGUCUGGGCCUCUACCUCUCCGCAUCACCUCGGGCCGCCGCCGCCGCCGCUUCGUCGCCGGCCUCGCCCACUCGGAAAUGGCGGAAAUGGGCGCCGCCGCCGCCGCCGCGGUGCCGGUUAUUCCGGAGGACGUCGUCAUCGAGAUCCUCGCGCGGGUGCCGGACCCGACGUCCCUCUUCCGCUGCGCCGCAGCGUGCAAGCGGUGGCUCCGCCUCAUCGCCGACCAGGCCUUACUCCGCCGCCGCUGGCCGCCGGGCACCCGGGUGCCCUCCCUCCUCGGCUUCUUCGCGCAGCGCCACCAGAUCCAGGCCAACGCGAGGCGGAAGCUCACCAAGCUCUUCCCGACCCGCGCGCCGCCGCUCGUCGCAGCGCCGAGCAGGGGCACAGGUGACCCACCCGUUAGCACCGGGCGGCGGCGGCGGCUGUUCCUCACCGACUUCGUCCGCAACGCCGCCGGCGCCGGCCUCUUCGACCAGGCCAAGCCGUUGGCGGCGCGCGGCGGGCUCCUCCUCGUGCGCGUCCUCCCCUCGCCCUCGCCGGCGCCGCAGAACGCGCUCCACCUCUGCGUCUGCAACCUGCUCACCGGCAGCCACGACGUCCUGCCCCCUCUACCCAUGGAUUGCUUCGAGAAAGACGGCGCCAGAGGCUACGCCAUCCUCACAGCCGCCGACCACCGCGUCAGCCGCAACCCAUCAGGUGGCUACAACACCUUCUUCCAGGUGCUCCUCCUCAGCAUCCACCAUGGCAACCAUCAGGUAUACCUCCACAGAUUCUCCUCAGCCGCUGCCAGUGCCGCCGCGGCGGCGGUCAUUUUUGAGAUAUCCUGGAGCACGCCCAGAAAUUGCUCUGAACAAAUCCGGGGCUAUGUCUGGGGUCCCUCUGGAAACAGAGUUGCAGCUGUCAGCCAUGGCGGCGCACACUGGCUCUUCAGUUGGGGAGAAGAAAGCCUCUACACCCUUGAUGUGAGCAUUGACACAGACAACAUCGGCGCAACCAAUAUCCCAAUUGAUCCUCCCCCCACUGUCUUCCACCAAUCUUGGUUGUACGUAAGCGUCGACGAGAGGCUUUCGCUUCUUUAUCUUUGUGACAACAAACUUCAUAUUUGGACCAAGCUAGAAACACAGGAGAGUGGUCGUUUGCUCUGGAAUUGCACCCAAUCGAUUUGUGUUGGCGUGAAGAUGGGGUUGUUUGGAACGGAGUCGCUUUCCACUGUGUGCAUAGGGGAGGAGAGUGGCACCAUGCUCACCCUCUACCUUUCGGACCCUAACAGCGCAUAUGUGCUCGACCUCCCAUCUGGGUCGAUUACCAGUGUGGACGAUUGGAAACGCUGGUUCAACUACAUGACGGCUGUGUCCUUUGAGAUCAACUGGCAUUCAUUCUUCUUGACUCGGCUAGGGGACUUCUGUGGAAGAUUCUGCUGAAGCUGGAAGAAGUACCUACCCUGGAACAAACAACUAAGGCGAUUCAGGAAGCAAUUGAUGCCCUGCGACCUUCGUGAGCUGGAAUUGGUUAGCCUUCUCUUUAGGAUCUGUUUUUUUUUUCUCCUUCCUGUUAGUGUGUUUUGCUGCUGCUCAGUCAGUUUGUUCUGAAAGGUUGUGAUGUUGUGAGGGUUGAUCCCUUUCACCCUUCUGCUUUUGUUUUCUGUGCCUAUAUGUCAAGCUGGCGACCCCAGCGCUAUAUAAGGAUCAGUUUGCAAAUACUUCAUGCUUUCUAUAAAAUGCAGGGCCUCGCGUGGCCUUUCCUCUAAAAAAAAUUACAAAACAACUGAGAAGUUAUGUUGGUGUACAUUCCUUAGGAAUAUAAUACUGUGAGUUUUGUUUCAUUGGAGCAGUUAUGUUCUGUGCAAUCUUGCAUGCUAUGUAUUUCCUCAUGGGAUAUAAGAUAUUUGUGAGUUGUGCUC
Oryza sativa Japonica Group (Japanese rice) is the source of this 2010-nucleotide messenger RNA. RefSeq lists its product as uncharacterized. Lineage: Eukaryota; Viridiplantae; Streptophyta; Magnoliopsida; Poales; Poaceae. Gene Ontology annotation, molecular function: protein binding. The record is from RefSeq and is a predicted model, not a curated record.